AUGGCGCUGAGCUCCCCCUAUAAAGAAAACGACGACCCUGCGGACGCUUCGUCGCCGACACGACAGAGCGCAUCGACGUCACCGAUCAGGUCAUCGACCUUGUCUUGGCAGCAAAGGCGGCCCAACUCCCGGGGUGGCAGCCGGCCGCUGAGCAUUGUCGCAGCUCAGAAUGCGACGCAGAAAUCGCUCGCUGGGACGCAGGAGCCCGCUUCUGCCACGGAGCAUGCCUUUUCCAGGGAGCAGAUCGCACAUGCCCUCGGUACCAAAGAUACUUCGUUCUUCCGCCAGACCGCCGACAGAGGACUCAGUUCAGCAGCGUACAGACGAAACCAGGUCGAGGAUGACGAUCGGCUGGACAUGGGCUCGCUCAAAGCCCAGCUGCCGGGCAUGUCGGCGGAAACGGCCGAGGAGCGCCCCGCGUCGCAUUCCGAGAUCAGUGCACCUUUGCAGGGGAGCCUUGACUCUCCUAUUUCGCUGCAUCCGCCUCGCCAGCAGGAACCCAUCGCCGAGCGGUAUCUGGCAGACCAGACGAUGACAUCCCCCACCGGCCGUUCAUCCCCCGUCCGCGCCGCCUCGCCUACGAAGGGAAUGGGUGGAUUUGUGCAGAGCGCAAUGAUGAAGCGGAGCGACAGUGUCAAGCGAUGGAGUGUGACUAGCCCUCCCGGUCUUACGCGGGCCGACUCGGUGGCGAGCCACGGCGUCCACGACAGAGGAGCGUCGUCAAAACCAGGCUCGAGACCACAGAGUAUGAUUCGCGCCGGACCCAAAACGCCAACCUCCAGUCGGCCCACUUCUCAGCAUGGCUUCCAGGAGGCCGUUUCGGAAGCAGCAUCCAGGCGGUCAACCAAAGACUUGAGCCUCGACACCGAACGUGCCGUUAAGCAGGACGAUGGAGCUUCCCUUCCCACCAGUCCUACAAAAACGAUGGAUCCACGCCGUUGGAGCCCAACCAAGUCCAGCUGGCUUGAGAGCGCUCUGAACAGGCCAGAGUCGCCCAAGUUGCCGGCCAAGGCAAACCAGUCCCAGCCUGCCUGGAGAUCGGAGCUCCACAAGAAGGCGGAUCGAUCAGGCUCCAGUACCGAGUCGAGUCGACCGUCAUCCGCCAUGCACAAGCAUCAGGUCAGCAUCGAUGGGCUCAUGAGGCAGUCGCCAUUGGGUGAGGUGGCCAAGCCAAACACAACUGGCCUCGGCGGCAUCUACUCACCGCCACCGCAUGCGAAUCGGCCUGCUUUUGGCCACGUGUCGAAGGCUAGCAUGUCCGAAAUCGCACCGAAACAGGAGGUGGAAGAUCCAAAGGAGAACCCCAAGCCUGCUACGGAAACCCCGUCGGCCGACAAGAAAUCACCUGCACGCGGUCCACCGGUACGGAAAGCCAAGUCGGAAACACCUGCCAAGAUUGACUUUCGUGCCAAUCUCAAGCCGCGAGCAAUCCCACGUGAUGAAUCAAAGGCCAGCGAGCCAGAGUUCAAGAACGUGUUUGGAAAUCUGCGCCGGACCAAGACGCAGAAUUAUGUCGCGCCGGACGAGCUUAAAAACAACAUCCUGCGUGGCAAAGCGGCCUUGAAUGUGACGGACGGACCCAAAAAGAGCGAAAGGAAGGAUGAGUUCAAGGAAGCGAUUCUCAAGAAGCGAGAGGACUUCAAGAAGGCGCAGGCAGAGGGCAAAGGCGUCACGAGGGGCUCGACGGCAACCUCCGAGAAGCCGGUGCCCGAGGGUCUGACGAAAAGAGCUGAGCUAGGGAGUGGUGUGGUGGGAAGCAAGAAAGAUGCUGCGACGCGAGACAAACCAAAGGAUGAGGCGAGGAAGCCGAGCUCCACCAAGCCGACCCCCGGAACGAAGCGAAUUUCCAGCCAGUCUGCAUUCACGCCCAGGUCGCCCAACGCAGCAGGGCCGCCCAGCAAAAGCCCCGGCCUGGACAAGCCGAGUCGAGGGCUUCCCGAGACCGGCCCGGCCAAACCCGUCGUAGGUGAUCAAGUUUCUCCAACCCUGCAGAAGGGAUCAAGCGCAUCAUCAAGGCCGCAGCAGGGCCGCGAAGCUGGUGGUGGUAAGCCGUCGGAUCAAUUUAACUCGGCCCUUGCGGGCAUGCUAGCAAGAGGACCACCACCCAUGGCGGCAAAUGGCGGCCGGACAUCCGAUGAGUCGGCCUUGAGGCGGACUUCAGAUGCGAGCGAUGUCGCUGAGGCGGGGACUCCAGGUCCUCAGCUUACACAUAUGACCAAGAGCAGAGCUAGAGGUCCGAGGAGGAAAGCGCCGACGAAAUCAUCAUCUACCUCAAAGCCAGGUAUCCGGGCAGGGUCGAACCCCAGUACUGAAUUGAUAUCUGAUAGUGUUUUGAAGCCGGACGCAGGCAGCGAAAAACGCACACUGUCGACGAUGAGCAGGCCAGCGCCACUGUCUUUGCCGAAGCCGGCCGCACCUGAAGUCACCGAGAAUUUGGGUCAUGUUCAAACACCCACCUCCGCCUUGGCGGCAAAAACUCACGAGAAAACUGCUGAGCCAACUUCGGCUAAAGAGCCGGAGAUUAAGAGAGUCUCGAAGCUCUGUGACGACACUCAAGCUGUCAGGAUGAAACCAGACUCGCCGAAAUCGCCCUUGAGACUGACGCAUCAACGGACUGGAUCCAUGUCCCCUACCAAGCUAUCUGAGCGGCCGCUGCCUUCGCCGUCGCUGUCGCCGACGAAAACCGACCGCGACUCGCUGCCGUCCAUGAAAGAUGCACCACGAUCCCCGCGAUCCCCGCGAUCCCCACGACCCGGGGCAUCGAUGACGUCUCAUCAGCAACGACCGAAGCCGUCACUUGACGAAUCUCAGCCAGAGCCUGCAUCGCCCAGAAAGCAGCCGAGAGCGGUUGUACGGCCGCUCUCAGGGAUUUCAGCCGGUGGGCUGAUGUCCCCAACAAUCUCCUCCCCCUUACGAAGUCCUACGAAGCAAGCUGGCGAGCUGUCGAUGCUUCUCACCAACUUCUUCGGCUCCGACCGGCCCAAGGCCCACACCAAAGUCGAUACUGCCGAAAUUUUGAUGCACCGUCCUUCUGCUACUGCUAAGAUCAUGAGCACAGGCUUUCAGAUGUUUCAAAUCUCUGAAGACGGGAAGAAAAUUCCAGUGUCGGCCCAGAACGAGCGCGUCUUGUUUGAGAAAGAAAUGUACUUGUGCGCACACAACUUCGUCAACGCUUCUGGCAAGAACAUGAUUGAGGUAUAUUUUUGGGUCGGCGACGAGGUGUCGGAUGUGAUGGCCGAGAAUGCGCAACCCUUUGUUGAUCGUGAGGCAAAAGCACUGGGCGGGCGGCUUGUGACGCUGCGCCAAGGAAAGGAGCCGGCCGAGUUCAUCCAGGCAUUGGGUGGGGUCAUCAUUGUGAGAAGGGGAUCCAGCAACAAAUACGACUCUCUUGCGCCGAACAUGCUCUGCGGACGAAGCUACCUCGGACAAGUUGCCUUUGACGAGGUUGACUUUACGCCGUCGAGCCUCUGUGCCGGCUUCGCGUAUCUCAUCACGAAGUCCGGAAACUGCUCAUUGUGGAAGGGAAAGGGGAGCGACGUAGCUGAGGUGAGCUGCGCGCGGCUCGUCGGUAUGGACUUGACUCUUACGGGCGAGCUUGCCGAGCACGAAGACGGUAGCGAGCCGGAGUCGUUUUGGAAGUUGUUUGAUAAUGGAGGCUCGAAGCCGCACUCGGCCGAUCACUGGCGGCUGAAGCCAACCUACGACAAGUACCGCUGCAGACUGUUCUGCUCCGAUGCAAACGCACGACAGCAGGUACGUCUAGGCUUCCACCACGCCCUCCGGCGGUGCCACUCACAGCCAUUGCUAACAUCCGGCUCGCAGAUCUUCGAGAUCAGCCCGUUCGGCCAGGCCGACCUCUCGUCCUCGAGCAUCUUCGUCCUCGACGCCUUCUUUGAGAUGUAUAUCGUCGUCGGCGCUCACGCAAACUCGCAAUACACGUCGUUCCGUAUCGCGCUCGACUUUGCGCAAGAGUACUCGAUUCUCGCCGCCGGCAUGGAGGACCGCCCCUUUGUGCCCGUGUCGACGGUCGUGCUCGAGGGAGUCCCGCGGGACCUCAAACGCGUGUUCCGCAAGUGGGACGACGCAUGCAGUCCGACCAUCAUGAACCCGGCGGCGGCCCAAGGCUUGAAACGGGGGCGCAGCUUGAAGGUCGUCACGCUGAACUUGGCGCUCCAGGUGCUGAGCCAGUGA
This is a messenger RNA of Drechmeria coniospora, 4191 nucleotides long. Its product is annotated as ADP-ribosylation factor. The transcript is spliced from 2 exons. Bases 1 to 4191 code for a protein of 1396 amino acids. Lineage: Eukaryota; Fungi; Ascomycota; Sordariomycetes; Hypocreales; Ophiocordycipitaceae. Gene Ontology annotation, biological process: actin filament severing; barbed-end actin filament capping. Gene Ontology annotation, molecular function: actin filament binding; phosphatidylinositol-4,5-bisphosphate binding. The record is from RefSeq and is a predicted model, not a curated record.